CCAAAUUGUGGAUCAUAUCAAAUUUACAGAUUAGAGAAAUCGACUUUUUUUUUUUUGGGUGGCGAUCGUUCUACACAAAACAGUUAAACCGGCGAUUUCUCCCGACUACAUGGAAUCCGCCAUGAACACCGAAUCAGUUUUCGAGUUCCUUGGAAACGUUCCCUUACUUCAGAAGUUGCCGAGUUCUUCUCUUAAGAAAAUCGCCCAAGUUGUUGUGCUCAAACGCUACGGGAAAGGGGAUUAUGUGAUUCGUGAAGACCAAGCUUGGGAUGGUUGCUAUUUCAUUUUUGCAGGAGAGGCUCAGGUUUCCGGACCAGCCGAAGAAGAAAAUCGUUCCGAAUUUCUCUUGAAAAAAUAUGAUUACUUCGGCCAUGGUAUUUCUGCGCAUGUUCAUUCAGCAGACAUAAUUGCUACGUCCGAGCUUACAUGUUUGGUGUUGCCGCGUGAUCAUUGUCGUUUGCUUGAGACAAAUUCAAUCUGGCAGUCGGAUAAAGAAGUUCAGAAAUGCUCUUUAGUUGAACGCAUAUUGCAUCUGGACCCUUUAGAAUUGAAUAUCUUCAGGGGGAUCACUCUUCCUGAUGCUCCCAAAUUUGGAAAGGUUUUCGGAGGACAGUUUAUGGGACAGGCACUUGCUGCGGCAUCAAAAACUGUUGAUUUUCUGAAGAUUGUCCACAGUUUACAUUCUUAUUUUCUUCUCGUUGGAGAUAUCGAUAUCCCCAUUAUAUAUCAAGUUCACCGCAUACGUGAUGGGAACAACUUUGCCACCCGAAGAGUGGAUGCAAUACAGAAAGGAAAUAUCAUAUUCAUAUUGUUGGCAUCAUUUCAGAAAGAGCAACAGGGAUUUGAUCACCAGGAGUCAACCAUGCCCUCUGCACCAGAUCCUGAUACGCUUCUAUCACUAGAGGAGUUGCGUGAACGUCGUAUAACUGACCCUCAUCUACCUAGGAGUUACCGAAACAAAGUUGCAACUGCAAAUUUUGUUCCAUGGCCUAUAGAUAUUCGAUUUUGUGAUCCCAGUAAUUCAACAAACCAGACAAAGUCUCCACCGAGAUUGAGGUAUUGGUUUAGAGCAAAGGGAAAGCUUUCUGAUGACCAAGCUUUGCACCGAUGUGUCGUCGCAUUUGCUUCGGAUUUAAUAUUUGCCAGCGUCAGUUUGAACCCUCACCGUAGAAAGGGCCUGAGAUCUGCUGCACUUAGUCUCGACCAUGCGAUGUGGUUUCAUCGACCUCUAAGAGCUGAUGACUGGUUGCUUUUUGUGAUUGUCAGUCCAACCGCGCACAUGACCCGUGGCUUUGUCAGUGGUCAAAUGUUCAACAGAAAAGGAGAGCUGGUUGUAUCUUUAACGCAAGAGGCCUUGUUAAGAGAGGCUAGACCUCCUAAACCCUCGGUGACGUCGAAGCUCUGAAUGAGCCACCGUAAGUUAGUAACGUACGAGUAGGGCUCCGCGAAUAAAAGAAGAAAGAUAUUGGGACACCCAUAACCAUUUGGUAAUAAAAGAAUGAUGUUACUUUUUUUUAUUAGACAAACUCCAUUUCCUUGGAAUGUAAUUGGUGUAUGAUGAGAUCUAUAAUUAUUUAUACGAUGUAGUAAAUUCACAUUUUUAUCUUGCCGAGGAAAAUAACUCUAUUGCUCAA
Molecule: messenger RNA, 1634 nt
Organism: Eutrema salsugineum
Lineage: Eukaryota; Viridiplantae; Streptophyta; Magnoliopsida; Brassicales; Brassicaceae
Product: acyl-CoA thioesterase 2
Exons: 17
Coding region: 110-1405 (431 amino acids)
Biological process (GO): fatty acid catabolic process; acyl-CoA metabolic process
Molecular function (GO): fatty acyl-CoA hydrolase activity
Source: RefSeq, a predicted model, not a curated record